UGUGGUAGACACAAGCUGACAUUGAGGAAGACAAAUCGAAACAGAAUGGAGCUCUUUCUAAUGCUUUCCACACUGAGCGUCACUCCCAACAGAUGUCAGUUCUUUAAGUAUGAGCACAUCUCUCUGAGGUGUGCGACACCUGCAAACUCCAACGGCUGGACAGUGAGAAGAAACACUUCCUUUAGCACGUCUGAGGGAUGUGAGGUUGGCAUGGGGAUCCAAGAUGAGUCCUCCUGCACCAUAGAGGAUGCCUUCCCAUCAGACACCGGAGUGUACUGGUGUGAGUCUGGGCAGGGAGAGUACAGCAACAUCAUCAACAUCACAGUGACAGCUGGUGCCGUGAUCCUGGUGAGCCCUGUACUUCCUGUGACAGAGGGAGAUAAAGUGACACUUUGCUGUUCAUACAAGAAAGAACAGCAGGAUGACUCUACGUCAGAUUUGUCUACAUUCUACAGAAAUGAUGUUUUCAUUGGAAAUGAGCCUGCAGGAAAGAUGAUCCUCCCAGCGGUGUCCGAGUCUGACGAAGGCUUCUACAAGUGUAAACACCCCACAAAAGGAGAAUCACCACAGAGCUGGCUGUCUGUGAAAGCUCGGCCUCCAGAUGUCCCUCCUACUAGGCCUACUCCUCCUCCUAUGUCACUGCCCAGGCUUGUGUGUUCCGGCCUGCUGUUUAUUUUCUACAAUGCCAUAUUCAUAGUGUGCAUAUACAUGUACCGAAGGUGGGCUCGAGCAAGAGCUUCUGAUCAUCAUGCACUGGAAUGAAGAGGAGGAGCGAUGAUAUAUGAUAAAAGCAAGAAAACACUUAUAAACACUAUAAAAUAAAUAAAAUGUUGUUGUUUUUUGUUUGCCCACAUGUGCUCAUGCACACGCACACACAAACACAUGCACGCACACACACACACACACACACACACACACACACACACACAGUCCUUAAUAUGCAGAUCUCUUUGUCUUCUCUCUGUUAUGUGCAUUUGUCAAUUUGAUGUCGUGUUUUUUGCUUUGUUUAGUUUGUAAAUAAAUGCUUGUUUUUAAUUUUUAUAUUGCAUCAGAAUUCAUAUAUACCCAUUCUUUUCCAUGUAUAACUCCAAAUCCUUCAACUGACUGGCUGUUAAUGGUAAUUUUGAUAGUUAUUGAUUUAAUUAUUAAUCAGAAUACCAAAUUAGUAGUUUAUUAUAGCUUAAUGAGACUGAAUUAGGUAAUUGGCUAUCAAGUUUCUCUUGUUAUAAAAGUGGUGCCCCUAAUAUAACUUUCAUUGUCUGGACUUCCAAAGUUGGUGAGAGAGCGGUUUCUGCAUUGUGUGUUUGCUCAAGUUCAUUCAAAUUUCUCAUGUUCAUAUAGGUUACGUAUGAUUUUGUGGACCGUUAUGGACCACUUCCCUCCUUCAGAUGUGACCUUGUUGUGAAUAGCUGUUGGUGAGUCCACUACAUUGACCAGAUGUCCGAAUCCUGUCCUGUCUUUCCUGACACCAGACAGUUGACUUCAUCAACAAAAAUAAUACAUUUCUGCAUUGAGUUUUGACUUUCACAUGAUGUAAUGUUCCUAUUACUGGAGGCCUCGACCAUCCCCAACUCCCGUGUCCCACCUGUCACCUAUUCUCAUCUGGUCACCCUGACCUACAGUAUGCUUCGCGCUGUGAGUUUAUAAUGUGGCAUGUAACAGCUCAGUGGGUGUUUUUGUUGUAAUCUAUGGGAAGGCCAUCCAUUCCUGAAGCUUUUUAAAACCCUUUUGUAGUCUUAACGUUCUGUUUACUCCCCUUGUUCUAAGAGUCGAAAAAGCUUAAUUAAAAUUUUAAACCCCAAAUCUAUUUUGCAUGAAGGAACAACCUGUCAGUCAUCACAAAGACUGCAUUAAAUCACUGGGCACCACAACACAA
Molecule: messenger RNA, 1876 nt
Organism: Micropterus salmoides (largemouth bass)
Lineage: Eukaryota; Metazoa; Chordata; Actinopteri; Centrarchiformes; Centrarchidae
Product: low affinity immunoglobulin gamma Fc region receptor II-c-like
Exons: 5
Coding region: 46-762 (238 amino acids)
Biological process (GO): cell surface receptor signaling pathway
Molecular function (GO): transmembrane signaling receptor activity
Source: RefSeq, a predicted model, not a curated record